AUGAGGUCCCUGUGGCUCUGCUGGGUGCUCUGGGCGCUGCCCCUGGCGGGCCCCGGGGUGGCCGUGACCGAGGAGCGGAUCCUGAGCAGCCUGCUGCAGCAGCUGCACCUCCAAGAGGUGCCCAUCCUGGACAAGAGCGACGUGGAGGAGCUGGUCACCCCUGCCCACGUGAAGGCCCAGUACGUGGCCCUGCUGAGGCGCAGCCAUGGAGCCCCCUCCCGAGGGAAGAGGUUCAGCCAGAACUUCCGAGAGGUGGCCGGCAGGUUCCUGGUGUCCGAGGCCUCCACACUCCUGCUGGUGUUCAGCAUGGAGCAGCGGCUGCCCCCCAACAGCGAGCUGGUGCAGGCGGUGCUGCGCCUCUUCCAGGAGCCAGUCCCCGAGGCCGCGCUCCGCACGCAUGCGCUGCUCUCUCCGCGCAGCGACCGAGCCCGGGUCACCGUCCAGUGGCUGCAGGUCCGGGAUGAUGGCUCCAACCGCACGUUCCUCAUCGACUCCAGAGCCGUGUCCAUCCGCGAGAGCGGCUGGAAAACCUUCGACGUGACCGAAGCCGUGAACUUCUGGCAGCAGCUGAGCCGGCCCCGGGAGCCCCUGCUGCUGCAGGUGUUGGUGCAGAGGGAGCACCCGGGCGGGCUGGCCUCCAGUGCCCACAAGCUGGUCCGCUUCGCCUCCCAGGGCCCAUCGGGCACCCGGCAGGGAGAGCCGCAGCUGGAGCUGCACACCCUGGACCUCGGGGAGUUCGGAGCUCAGGGCAACUGCGACCCCGAGGCGCUCGUGAGCCAGGGCACCCGCUGCUGCCGCCAGGAGACGUACAUCGACCUGCAGGGGAUGAAGUGGGCUGAGAACUGGGUCCUGGAGCCCCCGGGCUUCCUGGCCUACGAGUGUGUGGGCACCUGCCGGCAGCCCCCGGAGACCCUGACCUCCAAGUGGCCGCUUCUGGGGCCAAGAGAGUGCAUCGCCUCAGAGACGGCCUCGCUGCCCGUGAUCGUCAGCAUGGAGGAAGGAGGCCGGCGCCGGCCCCAGGUGGUCAGCCUGCCCAACAUGAGGGUGCAGAGGUGCAGCUGCGCCUCGGACGGGGCGCCCGUGCCCCGGAAGCUGGAGCCAUAGGUGCUGGGCAGGGCCAUGGAGGCCUCCACAUGUGCACCAGAGCAGGUCUUAGUGUAGGUUGUAGUUUUCCACUUAGCAAGUUUCCCCUGCCCCAGUUAGGGCCCGUAUUUUACCUUCCUGAGGGUUUCUCCAUUUCUUGCCCUUCUGUCCAUCACCCUAAGCACUUACAUGAGUGACUAAUGCCCCUCGGGGUUGCUGAGUUGAAAUCCUGGUGUGCUUGUUAGCUGGUGUAGCUGAACAUGGAUAGAUUGUGUGCUGGGAGCUUCUGUGCGCUGGCAAAUUCUCAGCUGAGUCGGGGACAACAUGCCCCAUCCUAAGGGCUGGGGAGAUCAAACUCAUUUACUCUACUACAUAAUGAAUGAAAACAAAGCCCCCAAACCCCUCUGUUUCCUCUCAAUAGGGAGGGUGUCCAGAAAUGAAGCCCCGUCUCCCACCUGUUGACUCAGUUCGGACCCUGAGAGGGUGCUGAGGGAGGAGGCAUGGCUUGAGGCCAGGGCCAGGGGCCAGGGAAUCAGCACAGCUGGUUCCCCAAUCUACCAGGGUGACAAGCUGUGACCUCAUGCAAACGAAGAAGUCUCUGAGCCACCAUGCUGUCCUUGUGAAAAAGAGGAGCUGGGUCUCAGCUCUAAGAGGUAGUUGCGCUAGGAAUCCGACAGCCCUAACCUCACCCUCUCCCGGCCCCCGAGGCCGAACAC
Messenger RNA from Phyllostomus hastatus (greater spear-nosed bat), 1799 nucleotides. RefSeq names its product left-right determination factor 1-like. Gene Ontology annotation, biological process: BMP signaling pathway; SMAD protein signal transduction. Gene Ontology annotation, cellular component: extracellular region. The record is from RefSeq and is a predicted model, not a curated record. Bases 1 to 1104 code for a protein of 367 amino acids. Gene Ontology annotation, molecular function: growth factor activity; transforming growth factor beta receptor binding; cytokine activity. The transcript has 4 exons. Lineage: Eukaryota; Metazoa; Chordata; Mammalia; Chiroptera; Phyllostomidae.